Messenger RNA from Urocitellus parryii (Arctic ground squirrel), 2201 nucleotides. It is a transcript of the gene Psapl1, whose product is annotated as prosaposin like 1. The record is from RefSeq and is a predicted model, not a curated record. Lineage: Eukaryota; Metazoa; Chordata; Mammalia; Rodentia; Sciuridae. Gene Ontology annotation, cellular component: lysosome. Gene Ontology annotation, biological process: epithelial cell differentiation involved in prostate gland development; sphingolipid metabolic process; adenylate cyclase-inhibiting G protein-coupled receptor signaling pathway.
CACCGGAACUCCAGUCACCGGGCAGCAUGCUGUGUGCCCUGCUUCUCCUGUCCAGCCUCCUGGGGCCCACCAUGGCUGGCCCCAUCUCAGGCCCCCAGGACUGUGCCAAGGGACCCGAGGUAUGGUGUCGUGACCUGCAGGCAGCUGCCAGGUGCGGGGCUCUGGGGCACUGCCAAACAGCUGUCUGGAACAAGCCCACCACCAAGUCCCUGCCCUGUGACGUGUGCCAAGAAGUGGUGGCUGCUGCUGGCAACGGGCUGAACCCGGACGCCACUGAGUCCGAUGUCCUGGCCUCAAUGAUGAAGACCUGUGAGUGGCUUCCCAGCCAGGAGUCCUCAGCCUCAUGCAAAGGGAUGGUGGACGCCCACAGCACGGUCAUCCUGAGCAUGAUCAGCAGAGACCCGGGCAGCUCUGCAGCCCAGGUGUGUACUGCGCUCACCCUCUGUGAGCCGCUGCAGAGGCACCUGGCCGCCCCAGGGGGACCAGGGGGACCACUCUCCCAGGAGGACACCUCCCARGCAGUGGCCCCAUUCAUGGCCAACGGGGCCCUCAGCUUCCACCCUCCACAGAAACCUGGGGGUGCUGUGUGCCAAGAGUGUGUCCGGUUGGUCUCCCAGCUCCAGGAUGCUCAGAGGUCCAACUUGACCUUGGCAGGGAUGAACGUCCAGGGGCAGUGUGACUCCCUGGAGCCUGGCCUGGCUCUCCUCUGCAAGAGCUACAUCUACCAGCUCUUUGUCCCUGCAGAGCAGACUCUGAGACUUCUCCCACCACAAGGGGUCUGCAGGAAGGGUGGCUUCUGUGAGGAGCCUGCCCGCCAGCUGGCUCAAGUAGCUGCUGUGGACGGGGUCCCCUCCCUGGAACUGGGGCUGCCGAGGAGGAACGAGGUCCAGAUGAAGUCAGGCCUGACCUGCGAGGUGUGCCUGGAUGUGAUCCAGAAGCUGGACCAGUGGCUGGUGACCAACAGCACCGAGGUCAUGAUCAGCCAGGCCCUGGAGCGAGUGUGCUCCCUGAUGCCCGCCUCCAUCCUCCAGGAGUGCAUCACCUUGGUGGACACCUACAGCCCCUCCUUGGUGCAGAUGGUGAGCAGAGUCACCCCAGAAAGAGUGUGCAAGACCAUCCGGCUCUGUAGCAGCCGCAGGCAGGCCAGGGCCGUCUCGGGGGCCCAGGCUAAGGAGCCGUCCCUGCUGCUGAACGAGGAUGGUCAGGGCAGCUUCUGCAAUGGGUGCAAAAGGCUGCUGGGUGUGUCUUCCCAAAACCUGGAGCUCAAGAGCACCAAGCGGGACAUCCUGAAAGCCUUCAAGGGCGGCUGCCACAUCCUGCCCCUGCCCUACAUGGUGCAGUGCAGCCGCUUCGUCACCGAGUAUGAGCCAGUGCUGAUCGAGAGCCUCAAGGAGAUGAUGGACCCCGAGGCUGUGUGCAGGAAGAUGGGGGCCUGCCAUGCCUCCAGGGUCCCACUGAUCGGCACCGACCAGUGCGUCCUGGGCCCCAGCUUCUGGUGCAGCAGCCCGGAGGCCGCUGAGCUGUGCAACGCUGUAAGCCAUUGCCAGCGCCUCGUGUGGAAAGAAACGUCCUUCCACAGCAGGGAGCACCCGUGACUGUGGCUGCCAGAGCCCAAGAGCCUGUGACUGCURGCCCCGGAGGCUUCUGCAUCCCAUAGGGACCCCAGGAGGUGGGUGCUGUCCCCAUCUCCAUUUCACAGAUGAAAAACUGAGGCUCUGAGGAGGGGGCUGGGAGGGGCAGGCUGAAAGAUGAAGCCAGAUAUUGGUGACCCCGAGGAGCUGCCUGAAGGUCUCUGCCAGGUGACUUAGUGCACAGGACAAAGUGCACMACCCAGCCAAGGCUGCCCUUGGGUGCCAAGCCGAGAAGCGCAGCAGGGGUUGUGGAUGUCCCUUGGGCCCCAGGAGCCACGGCGGAGGUGGAGGGAAGGUGGUGGGCUCGCUAGUCAGACUGGGCCUCCCRGGCAGAGCUCAGUGUGGGGACUGGGUCUCAGCCAGGCUACGUGGCUCGCCCAGCCACAGCUCAACCUGAGGUCUCUGGGGUGGUCCCCCAGGGACCUGUGAGGUGCCAGCAUCUCUGCACUCCCUGGGGGGGGUGCCUGGACCCAGAGCCAUCCUUCCAAUGUCUCCACCCACCUCGGGACCCUGUCCUCUCACUCAGAGCUCAGCCUUCCUGGGGCUGGGCAGAAGUCUUGGGGUGUGCUC